This is a messenger RNA of Sitophilus oryzae (rice weevil), 1837 nucleotides long. RefSeq names its product zinc finger protein OZF-like. Gene Ontology annotation, molecular function: zinc ion binding. The record is from RefSeq and is a predicted model, not a curated record. Gene Ontology annotation, cellular component: nucleus. The transcript has 7 exons. The coding region runs from base 98 to 1564 and encodes 488 amino acids. Lineage: Eukaryota; Metazoa; Arthropoda; Insecta; Coleoptera; Curculionidae.
CUCAGAGUUUAUAGUUGAUUGUUUUCUGAAACUAUUUGCUUUUUGUUUUAAAAAAACAAAUAGAAAUGGAAUAUUGCUAAAAAAUAAGUGAGCUAAAAUGGAUUCAGACGUUAAAAUUGAAUCCAAAGAUUUUCCUAAUAUAUGCCGGGCAUGUUUAAUUAACACAGAUCUUAAACCUAUCGUAGAAACUGAUCUUGUAAAAAUUUUCACGAGCAUAUCUGAAAUACAGAUUCAUGAAAACGACAAACUGCCUGGAAAUUUUUGUAUAACUUGCUUAAAUUAUCUUCAAGAAAUUUAUAAAUUUGCCGAAUUAUGUAAAGCAAAUAAUGAUAUAUUAAAACUGGUUCUUGAAUCAGAAGGGAAUAAACUAAACAAUUUAGAUAUCAAUUUGGAGCCCUAUAAAUGCGAAUAUGAUAAUGAUUAUGAUGAUGUUAAGCCUGAAAGUGAUGAUAAUGAUAGUUCUUAUUGUUUGCCCUUAAAAGAUGAAAUAAAUGGUUCUAAAGAUGAGGAUGAUAGUGAAGAUGAAAAGCCUUUUAGAAGAAGAACUAGAAAACGUAAGAGUAUUUAUGCUGAACCAAAAUCUUUAAGAAUAUAUAAAAGGAGAGGUAGAAAACCAAAGGUUGAAAGCGAUGAUGAUGACAAAUCGAAUAGUGUCAUACCUGUUUGUAAAUCAUGUGGUACUACAUUUACUAGCAAAACUAAAUUGUGUUCACAUUACAAGGAACACGAGCACUGCAGGCCAAAAAACUUUAAAUUGUAUCAAUGUGAAGUAUGUCAAAAAGAAUUUUCGACAGCUAGAAGGAGAAAUGAACACAUGAAUAUACAUACAGGAGAAGUUCCAUAUAUUUGUUCUUAUUGUGGUAAAGGGUUUCAGUUGUAUUCUGCUCAUUUUAAACACGUAUAUACACAUCGAUUAGCAUUAGGUGAAGUAGAACUUAAACCUGGUUAUACUGAGAAAAGAGUUAGACUAAACUUGAAAUGUGAUUUAUGUCCCAAAGUGUUUGCAAGUAGAUCUGGUUUUGCAAAUCAUCAGCUUAUCCACCAGGGAGUGAAAAUACAGUACAGAAAGCGUAUCAAGGAAAAAGAAACUGGACCAAAACUGAAAAAUUUCCUUUGCAAUUACUGUGCAAAGAGUUUUAGAACAAAAAUUCAACUUGAUGGACACAUAAGGGGUCAUACUGGAGAGAGGCCAUUUAAUUGUAGUUAUUGUCAUAAGUUUUUCAAAACCAAAGCAGCUUUGAAAACUCAUGAAAUGAACCAUUUAGGCACAACUCCGCAGAGGUUUAAAUGUGAAACUUGUAAUAAACCAUUCUCACUUAAAGCUCAUUAUGAAGUACACUGCAGAACUCAUACUGGAGAAAAACCAUUUGAAUGCCAUUUCUGUGGCAAAUGUUUUAAUUAUAGAGGAACAUGGAGGAUUCACCUUAGGAUACAUACAGGUGAAACUCCUUAUGGAUGUCCAGUUUGUAAUAAUAGAUAUCACGAUAAGAGCAGUUUGAUUAAACACCAAAAGAAAAAAGGACAUUUGGGUGAAGCUAUAGUAGAAGAAAAAUUAUUAUUUUGAUAGAGUGGACUAACUGGAUCAAAUGAUCUGUAGCAGAUUGUGUAAAAUGGAAACUAGUUAAAUUUUCAUUUAUGGAUUUUAUGCCAAGGUCAUAUCUGUGUACCAAUAAAUUUAGUAAAAUUUUAAGUGAAGUGGUGAUGUAUGUACACAAUUUUCGCAUUGGAAUAUUCACCGUAGAGAUGAGCAAAACUGCGAUUCUCUAAUCGCAAUUGAAACUGCGAUUGGGAUUUUUAAAUCGCAGCGACUGUAACCUGCGAUUGCUAUUUUAAUAUU